GGCAGCCCUGACACAAACAAGAUGGCUAACCAAGGAGUUGAUCAGCUUUUUGACAUCCGCACUUCAUUUCUUACUGGGAACUUUCAACAAUGCAUUAAUGAAGCACCCAAAUUAAAUGUAAAUGAAUAAUAUCUUAUUUUAUUGAAAAUAUCAAAGUAUCGCUGAUCACGCCUAAAUGUCACAAUCUGAACAGUGGAAUAGACUCAACACAUUCAUUAUAAUUAUUAUUUAACGACUAACGAUCAAUUCAAUAUAUAUGUUACCGGCAAUGUGUGAAAUCCGGCAUUUUAUAGAAUGCCUAGGUAUUCUAUAGAAUGCCUGAAAAUUGUAGGCAAAGUAUGAAAUGGUUUAUAUUUUACACAUUUCCUAGGCAUUCUAUAUAAUGCCUAAGAGCGACCCGGCAAUGUAUAAGAAUACCCCGCCAUUCAUGUUGGAUUCGUUGCUUGGUGGUGGCGUUGUGAUCACGACACACAUGCUUCAUACUCCCGCCAAAGACGCUACCCCUAUUGUUUCAAGAUGGCUGCCGAGAUGUUGGAAGAUCAGAUUGUAGCUUCAGAUCAGGAAUCAUGGUAUGUUGACAUGCAACGGCGGUUCUACGAUGAACUUUCUCAAUUUCGAGCCAACACUGCUAAAAACUGCGUUUCUCUAACAGAAACUAGUUACCAAAAAUUAGUGGAUGAUGUGAAAAUGGCUCGGGUGACAACUCGGAAGAAACCACUAGACUAUUGGCUGCUGAAACGCUCUGAUUUAAUGGCGGUAGAGAACAAAAGCAAGUUGAUCUAUCCUGUUAAAGAAGGCGACAGUGCUAUUCAGUUCUAUGUCUUGGAUUCAGAAUUAUUUGACGUACUUCACGAGGCUCAUUUGGCCGUGGGACAUGGAGGAAGGGACAGAAUGUUGAAAGAACUUUCACACAAGUAUAAGAACAUUACACGUAAUGAUAUUGAACUUUACCUCCACCUUUGUGAGCCGUGCCAGAAGAAACAAAAAGGUGUCACAAAGGGUGUUGUUGUGAAGCCUAUGAUUUUUUCUGAAUUCAACUCCCGUGGUCAGGUCGAUCUUAUCGAUUUUCAAUCCCAUCCUGACAGGGAAUAUAAAUUUAUAAUGGUGUACCAAGAUCAUCUCACAAAGUUUGUGGUUCUGAGGGCUUUAACAUCCAAGAGGGCGGAAGAGGUAGCCUACACAUUAGUGGAAAUAUUUACGCUGCUUGGAGCUCCAUCAAUUCUACAGUCCUAUAAUGGCCGGGAAUUUACAAACAAUGUGGUGAACAGCCUAAAGGAGUACUGGCUAAAGUUGAAGAUCGUCCAUGGUAAACCGUGCCACUCACAAAGCCAGGGCAGUGUCGAAAGAGCUAAUCAAGACAUCGAAAACACGCUAUGUGCUUGGAUGCAAGGUAACAAAAAACUGACCACUGGGCUGAGGGAUUAUAAUUCAUCCAACUUAUGAAGAACAGGGCCUUUCAUUCUAGGAUCAAGAGAACAUCUUAUGAAGAACAGGGCCUUUCAUUCUGGGAUCAAGAGAAUGCCUUAUGAAGAACAGGGCUUUUCAUUCUGGGAUCAAGAGAAUGCCUUAUGAAUAACAGGGCCUUUCAUUCUGGGAUCAAGAGAACGCCUUAUGAAGCUCUGUUUGGUUGCAAAGCUAAAGUGGGCAUUGCAACGUCUUCCAUACCCCCUGACGUUUUGCAAGACAUACAGACUGAGAAAGAACUCNCCUUAUGAAGAACAGGGCUUUUCAUUCUGGGAUCAAGAGAAUGCCUUAUGAAUAACAGGGCCUUUCAUUCUGGGAUCAAGAGAACGCCUUAUGAAGCUCUGUUUGGUUGCAAAGCUAAAGUGGGCAUUGCAACGUCUUCCAUACCCCCUGACGUUUUGCAAGACAUACAGACUGAGAAAGAACUCGAAAAAAUAAUAGAAAGCGUAAAAACAACACAGGAGGAGGAAGCCAAUCGUCAGAUGCAAGAUACAGAGCCUGCUAUAAAGAAUACUGAAGAGAAUGCAACCAGUAAUGGAGGAAACCAAACUGAUUGUGACGUCAUGGUUACCGAAGAGCCUUCCACUUCGGGUGUUUGUUGUGUCUGCUUAAAAGAAAGCGGCGGUGCCCUUGCAUGCCGAAACUGUCCCCGUAAUGUCAUGUGAUCUGUGGGAAUGCUGCUAAAGACGAUGGAGACGAGGAAAUAGAAGGUUAUGGUGUUGGUAUUUUGUGCAGCUUGUGUUUCAAGAUAAAGCGAGCUAUAGAUGCUAGAAAAGAAUCUAAAUCGAAUCUUGAAAUCCAGACCAAAAAAAUGAAAAUAAACUCUGACAAAAAAAUUCCCUUCUGCACCUUUAGGAGCCACUGUGCGAGUUCCUAUUCCUGACGUUGACAAGGGACGGUGUGACUCGCGCAAUCUGUUGGCAGUUGUUAUGACAGAGACAGAAGACGGCUUUUACCGACUUGGAACUGCACACGGAAUCUUGAAACAACUGCAUUCGAUAUCACAGUUCACUGUAUGUCCAAAAGAUUUAUUGAGGGUUGAAGACGUCCCGGCCCAUUAAAUACCUCUCCAAUCUGCAGCUAUCUCUCAGUCAACAGGAAGCGGUCAAGGAUACGUGAGGUAUAUGUGCAAGACCAGGUGCCAAAAUAUGAAGUGUCUUUGUUUGAAAAAGAAAAUUAAGUGCAAUUCCAAAUGCCACUCCAGCCGUACUGGCUGCAACAAGUAGCUCGAUGACACCUUUGCUUUCCAGUUUUGUUGUUAUCUUUCGUAUUCAAAUGUGUUUUUCCAAUUAAAAAAAUUUCUUUACGCUCUUUUGAAACUUUGCCUGAAUUAUAUUUGUCAUUAUAUAUAAUACCUAGGCAAUGUAUAAAAUGCCUAGGCAAAGUAUGUAACUUAAUCACGAAAAUAAAAUAUUUCAUACUUUGCCUAAAACCGCCAGGCAUUCUAUAUAAUGCCUAGGCAUUCUAUACAAUGCCUGCAUUUCACACAUUGCCGGUAACAUAUAUAUCAAAGUAUGUAACUUAAUCACGAAAAUAAAAUAUUUCAUACUUUGCCUAAAACCGCCAGGCAUUCUAUAUAAUGCCUAGGCAUUCUAUACAAUGCCUGCAUUUCACACAUUGCCGGUAACAUAUAUAAUAAGUAUAAGUAGAAAGUUAUGAUUAAGUUUAAGGUUGAAAUACUCAAUGUUAAUUGACAUUUGUGAUUUAAUAGGACCUAUACAAAACUUAUCAUUCUUUAAAUUAAACUUUGUCUUUACUAAGUACUAAGUAGCCACUUCGAUGAGAUCCGGGAAUUGCCGAAAACCAGGUAUCGUGAUUUCGUUAUCAAAAUGGCGACCUCCACUUUUUAAUUUACCGAGACCCUCGUUGUUCACGAUUUUUUUGCUAAUUAUAGCCCAGCAAGAACAUUCUAUUUCCGCCCACAACUUUGAGUAGAUACUUUGGUCUUUGGUAAAAAAUUUAAACAUUUUGUAAAAAUAAACCAAUGGCACAGUUGAAUAGAGCUAAUUUUUUUACAGAAUUAUAAUGCCAAAAUCAUAUUUUCAGCUGUUGUAGUUUUAAAGUUAUGAAUUUUUACAGUACGACUUGGUUUUUCCUUUUUUAACAUGGACUGCAUCUCCACAUUCUGUGACCUCAUUCCGGUGUUCGCGUCAUGCGCAGUGACUAUAUAGGUUAUAUAAGCCAACGCAUCCCCUUAUCACUAAAGUACUGUUUAGGGUCUACGCAUUUUAAACUUUCAACUUUGGCACAGAAAUGGGUCACAAAAUGUGCUGAUGCAAUCUCUAGUAAAAAAAAAAGGACCAAAAACUACAUAUUUUAGAAAAUUCGAGCUCAGACAUUACUUAAACUAUAAAGUUGAUGUUGGUGUCAUUUUAAAAUAAAAUUUGCUGUAUACAGCCGUACUGCUUUUAUUAUUUAAAGAAUUUUUUUUUUUUAGCGAAAUACCUAGCAUUAUGAAAAUAAUACUAUUAAUAUUAGUAUGGAACAAAUGAGGAGGAUUAAAAGAACGCAAUGCUUCAUUCCACAGUAAGGCCCUCUCUAAGAUCAAGCCUUUUUUUUUUUCUUCAUUGAUAAAUAUCCUUCCUCAAACUUGCCAAGGCCUUAGACUAAAAUCCAGUUAGUCUUAGCAUUUAUUUCAGCCGUGAUCUUAUUAUUAUAUUGCAGUUAUGUAUUAAAGAUAUAAUUUCUUUCCAGCUGGGAACUCCUGAACUGAAAAUCGAACGUGAUGUCAUUAUGUACAGAGCUUAUAUUGCACAGAAGAAGUAUGGUGUCGUUUUGGAUGAAAUCAAAGGAUCUGCUCCAGCUGAGCUUCAGGCAGUUAGGAUGUAUGCAGACUAUUUGUCUAACGAAUCACGCAGGUGAACAUGUACUUUCAGUAAUUAUUAUGUUUUGAUAUAUUCCACUAUUUUAUUUUUAGUACAUUUAUAAUUACUUGAAAUCUAUAUUAAAUCCAAUACAAAAUUGUCUAGUAAGAACAUACACUUUAAAAUCUGUAUAUACACUUUAAAAUCUGAAUGUUCCUACAUUUUAAUCCGCCCUAAUAUUAAUAUGUUAUUUCAGGGAUGUCAUUUUAAGAGAUUUGGACUCGAAGAUGAGUGGCAAUGUUGAUCUGAGCAACAAUAUCUUCCUUUUAAUGGCAGGAUCAAUUUACUAUCAUGAGCAGGUAUCUUAAUCAUUGUAUACAGGUGUAGACUAUGAAUAUCAGUAACAAAAAUUGGAAAUGUUCUUAAAUUUAUCCAAAUAGAACCAAUAUAUCAUCAAUGACCUACCCGAGAAACUGACAUCCCAAGCAAGACUGUUUACAGAUGACACUGCGGUGUAUAGGACGAUCGCCAACAGAUCUGACCAGGACCGGCUACAACAAGAUCUCAAUCGGUUAGCUGAGUGGGAGAUGAGCUGGGACAUGAAAUUUCAUCCUGCCAAGUGCCAGACACUGUCAGUCUCUAGAAGUUGUACUCCUCUACACCACCAAUAUGAACUGCAUGGCCAUAUACUUGAGCCAGUUUCCUCCGUAAAGUACCUGAGUGUUACCAUUCAAAGAGAGGUCUGCAGGGACGAGCAUAUUAACAAUGUGUGCAACCAGGCAAAAAAGAUCCUGGGUUCUUAAGGCGUAAUCUAAAGAUUGGAAACUCCAGUGUGAAAGAAAGAGCCUAUAAAGCCUGUGUUCGUCUGGUUUUAGAUUAUGCAUCCUCUGUCUGGGACCCAUUAACCAAAAGAUCAUCGACAGGUUGGAGGCGGUCCAGGGAUGGGCAACAUGCUUUGUUCUGAACCACUUCAGGAAUACCUCUAGUGUUGGCAGCAUGCUGGAAACACCAGGCUGGUAACCAUUGGAGGAACGAUGACGACUAUCCAGGCUCUUUAUAAUGUAUAAGAUAAAUAAUGGACUAGUCCACUGCUCCAGCAUUAAACAGAAACUCAUCCCUCUCCCCCAGCAACGAGGCCAUGACAGGCAAUUCCGGCUCAUACCAGCGAGAAGCCAGUAUAGGAACUGCUCAUUCCUGCCCAAGACAAUCAGGGACUGGUACAAGUUUUCAAAAGGAACAGUUGAGGCGACAACACUUUACACAUUUUCAUCUAUUGCCUCAGGUCUUCCAACCCCCAGUGUAUGAUAGCCUCACAAAGUAGCCCUUGCAACCAGCAAAAUAUCCUCAUCAUCACCAGGCACAGAAACAUUGCAAAUCCCCUCUACAUUCAUAGGAGCCAAAAUGAUCAAUAAAUUGAUCAUGGGCCCUUAAUAUAUAGAAGAAGAAGAAAAGUGUCAAUUAAAUAUUAACAAUAUUAAUGUGGUAAUAAGUUCACCUUGUGAAAUGGUUAUUAGUAUAUUAACUGACAUUCAAUUUCAGACUGAUGAAACAUUUCUUUUUAUUAAUAUUCAUUUAUAUGCAUUUUCAGAAUUAUGACUCAGCUCUGAGAACCUUGCAUCAGUCUGACAACUUAGAAUGGUAAAGUAUAAUUUUGUUAGGCAUUUUCUGUAACUGGAACAAUGAAAAGAUGUAAGACACAAAUAAAAUAUUUAGUUUAAUCUUUUUUUUUUUUUUAAUUUUCAACGUUCCCAAAAUUAAAACAAUUUAUGAUUGAACAUUUUUUUGUUUGAAAUGGUGUCACUUCGUAAUAUUUUGAAAAGCUAAUUACAACAUUUUAAUUUGUCUUUUAAUAUUUGAAACAAUAGCAUGGCCUUGAUGGUGCAGACUCUAUUAAAGAUAGACAGAGUGGAUCUUGCUAAGUAUGUAAUUUUAGUUAUGGUAUUACAUUUUUGGUUUACUAAUUUGGAUUCGUUGUCCCAAAAAGAGGGAGGGGCUUUCAAAUUAUAUGUUGCUAUGUGGAGAGAGCAGAGGUAUCAUAAUUACUCAAAAUUACCUUUUUAAUAGUUGCAUCAAAAUUAUUCAGUUUAAAAAAAAUGUAUGCUUGUAUUUAGUAGAGGAAAAAAAUAUUGUUCUGAGGCCCUGACAGCCAUAGAUGACCCAGCUUCUUAUCUGCUUUUGUAUUAUUUCAAGCUUAUUUGCUAAUUUUUGUUGCAGAAAAGAGUUAAAAAGGAUGCAAGAUGCUGAUGAAGACAACAUUCUAUUUCAAUUAGCACAGGCUUGGUUUAAUCUAGCUGUGGUAAGAUCAGUUUUUCGGUGAUGUUUAAUAAUUUAAAGCAGUUUUAUCAUGUUACUCAACUGAAUCUUAUAUCAGCACGAUUGUGUUACUUUUAGAGUUUUAUUAGGAACUUGAAGAUAUCACGUCAGCUUGGGAUAUCACUUAGUAUUCUCAGCAAAGGGGAUGAUAACUUUUUAAAAGAAUUUUUAUAAUUCCUGUCAUUCAAAAAGUUGCUUUAGUAAAUAAAAUGUGAAAAUUCUGGCACUAAAUAAGUAUUAAAUAUUCAUAGUUUCACUUAUUACCCACUUGAUAUUAGGUUAUGGUGAUAUAUUUUGUGGUAUCUCAAGAAAUCACUGAAGAUAACUCAUGAUUGUUAUCUCUGGUUAGUAGAGUUCAAACAGAUCUGAAAUUUUGAUAAAUCCUGUUUAUUUUUUAUUUGCCUACAGUUUUGUGGAUUUUUCAUACAAAUUCAAAGACAAACAUAAUGAUAUCUUGCAUAUAUUAAAUGGCAAUAGUUUUAAUUCGUGUCUAGAUUAAUCCAAGCAUGGUUGGUGCAGGCUCAUUAGGUAAAGCUAGGGAGUUUGAUCCAGAUUCGUGCCUUAAAGCGGGAUAUUGUUUAUUUCUAACUUCAUUCAAGUCGACUCAAGUUCAAGCUGUAAAAAAAAGUCUUAGUACCGAUAUCAGUAAUUUUUAUUGGCUGUUUUCCAUUCAUUGUUUAUAUAAUAAUUAAUAAUUAGACAUAAUGUUAUCUUUUUUAGGGUGGUGAUAAAUAUCAGGAUGCUUAUUACAUUUUCCAAGAGCUAGCGGACAAACACACAAGUACGCCUUUACUUCUUAAUGGUCAGGCUGCUUGCUACAUGGCACAGGGAAGGUUUGAUGAUGCUGAGUCUGUGCUGCAGGAGGCUAUGGACAAAGUGAGUGUCUUAUUUUCCAUGUAAUCCAUUUUAACCCAAGAUAAAAAAGUCUCUGCAUUGCUUUCUUCCUUAAGAAUAACAUGGUUUUUGUAUCUCAACCCAAAAAAUCCUGGGCGUGCAGAAAUGUUUUCGUUUGUAGCCCUAGCCAAAGUGGAACACCUCCUCCGUUACUGUAGUUAGGAUUAGAACAUUUUUGUAACAUCUGCUUUGCAAUAUAUUUCUCUGAAAUAAAUUUACUUUCAUUCAUAACUGAUUGCUUUAUGUAUUGCAUUUAAUUAUUUCACUAUGCUGGUGUUAUUUAAAUUCUUAAAAUUAUUCAAAAUAUAAUGAUGCAUGCCUGGACUGUUCAUGAUCAUUAAAAAAAAGAAAUAAAAUCUGCUAUUUAAUUAAUGAAUACCCAUCAAUAAAAAGAACAAAAAACUGAAGUCAUAUCCCUUGAUCUUGUUUCUUGCAAGAUUUUUAUUUAGAUAGCGAGAUUUCAGCUUUUAUGUAGCAACUUAUAAACAUUGCGUCAAGUGGUGGGAUGUGACCAUUAUGGGGUUGAAUAGGUUAAUCCAGCAAUUAUUUGCCUUUUUUUUGGGGUGAUCUUACUUCACAAAAUUAGUGUUUUAAAAAAAAUAAAAUCUUGAAUUAUCAUCUUACUCUUUUGGAUAUAGUAAAAAUUAAAAUAUCUUUACAUUUUGGAUAGUGUCACCACAUGGUGGGAGGUUGUAAGGUGACAUCAUAUAUGUAUCCUUAUUAACACCUGCAUUGUCAAACUGUUGUUCUUUCAUUGUAUGACACUAAGCUGUUUGGCCCAACCUUUAAUGGAACUGCAAAUAGGCAGGUCUUGUAGGGCUAUAAGGAUGGCCACUCUAUUUGUUGUUUUCUUUCUAUUGUUAGUUGUUAGUUAAAUUUUCUUUACCCUAUUCCCAAUCAAUAUUUUGUUACAUUUCAGGAUAGCAACAAUGCUGAGACUAUUAUAAAUAUGAUUGUCCUAAGUCAACAUUUAGGGAAAGCUCCUGAGGUCAGUUUCAUGUUUGAUGUUUUUUUUAGCCCCAGAUUUCAUUUUAAUUGAUUUGCUUCAAUUUUACAAAAUCUUUGGUAAUUUGGCCUUUGACUACUAUUAUAAGAGGAAUUAUUUUAAAAAUAUUAUGUUCUUUUAUAGUCUUCCUUUUUUAAUAAUAUUUAUGUAUUGAACAGGUUAGCAAUCGAUACAUCUCACAGCUUAAGGAUUCUCAUCGUAGCCACCCAUUUGUACGAGACUACCUACAGAAGGUCUGUUAACAAUGCAAUAAUACUUUUAAAAUAAGCAGCUCACUAUAUCUUAUUUUUCUGUAAUGGUCUUUAACCCCCUCCUGUCUUAAGUGUUGUUCAGCCCCUGCCUUAAAUGCUAUUACCUUUUUAUAUAUGAUGCUGCCCAGGGUGCAUAACAACCUAACCCCCAAACUGCUAAAGUUUACUGGUAUUCUGUUAAAAAUGUUUCCUUUCUUUGUGAAGAAAUCUGAAUGUUAUCUUCUUUAACCGUCAAGUAAUAAGAAUGAGGAGUUUAGCCAAACUUUCCAAGUUCUUGAUAAGGGAUCAAAGCUAAGGUGAUGAAGCUAUUGAGCCGACUGAUGUAGAAGAAAUAGAAAUUAAUGGAGAAAGGGAUUAUGAAAGUCCUAUUGCCAAGAAUAACACAAAUAUUUGAAUUGAGAAUUAGUACAACCACAUCCUUCCUUAGGUGAUGAAAUUGAAAUUUUAAAAAUUAUUCAUUUUUACCUUCAUAUAUUACAAUGGAAAGGUUAUUAUAUAUAUAUAACUAAUGGUUUAUAUUAAAAUGUUAGUAUAGAAUGGGGUAAUUGCUUAAAUACUGCAUAUUUUGAUGUUUUGAAGGGGGCUGUUGACAUGCGUAGGGGUUAUUAUAGACAUCAGCCUUGAAUUAAAAUUUUACAAUACACUAAACAAAUCAAUUAAGGUAAUUGGUCAUAAAAUCUUAAAUAAAAACAACAUAAAGCAACUGGACAAAUAAAAAAAUAAUAUUUUAAACUGGCCAUAUUGCUUUCUUUGUCACUGAUCUUUCUUUCUUAUUAAAAUAUGUGUUUUCAAUUCUAAAGAAAAUAUUCUGACCCAGAUUAAGAAUAAAAAUAAUAUUAAAGAAUCAAGUUAAAAUAUCAAUAUAAAAGAACUUAACUGGAGGGAUCCAUGAUCAUGAACAAGAUGUCAAAAUCCUUUGUAUUAUUGUAAACAUAUGCAUCCUUCUACAUCCAUUUAACCAAAAUUUUAAAAAAUCAAAGUAUACAGAAAGUCAUAGAAUGAGAAGUCACAAAACUUUUCUUAUGUCAUGUGCGUUAAAGUCAUGGAUAAGCUUUUAAAUUUUUUGAUUUACUUGUAAUUUUGGUGGGCUAACAUUUUUAAUGUUAGUGCGGAUAUUUAUAAAACUUGUUUCAAUUUUUAUGUUUUACAGGAAUCUGAUUUUGACAGAAUUGUUAAAAACUACGCUCCAAGUGUUUCAGCAUGAAUAGGUCAGUAUAAAACGACAUAAUUGUUGAUGGUUUUGAUGAUAUUGUUUGAUAAGUUACUCUUUCUCUCCGGAUCAACGCUCCCAUCGUCGAUUUUAAAUGAGGUUUCGAUGGGAUCGUCAAAGCACAAAAACCUGUUUAUUUUAGUUAUUUUCUUAGCUAUUGGUUUUUAAUUACUUUUAAUGAAAUCUAGAAUGAUUUUCCUUUGAUAAACAUUCGGUUUUUCUUUGUUUCAACGAGUUUUUACAUUGAACAAAGAGUUUGAAGCGGUUGUUUUAAUUGUCAAUUUUAUUUUUGUUUACAAACAUAAAAUCUUGACCUGACCCAUCUGGUGAUCGAUCUAAUAAAGGUUGAAAAUAAGACUCUGAUGACGAUUCAGACAGUGAUUUUAUGAUUUCGGAUGCAGUGGCUGAUGGAUCGUAUAAUUAUAAUCCUAGUACUAGUAUUAGUAGUAAUAAUGACAAAAUAAUGAAAUUGAUAUUGGUAGUUCAUCAGCUGAUGAACAACCAGCCCCACCCCAACUAAAGUGCCUUGUAGAAGAGCUAAUACUGUUCCUACUAUAAAUAAUAUAGUUGCCAAUAAGAAACAAGAACAAAAAAAUAAGCUGCUGAUCUUAGCACUAAAACUGAGUGCAAUUUCAGAUUUUUACGUUUGAAUUUGAAAAAUUUAGGCAUAAAUUUGGAGCUUGUAAUGUGACUAGUACGUCAAAUUACCUUGACUAUUUUUUAAAAACUUUUCUAGACACAUAUUAUUCACAAGCUUUUACUCUCAAUAAAUGAGUAUGCUUCCUAACAGAAUUAAAAUCAACACUCCAACAAGAUUUAUCGAAGCAAAACAUGUGCCUAUUAGUUCCAAAAAGGACAUUGUGCAAACACUAUAGAACAGGGCGAACUCUACUGGUAUACAUUUGUGCUGGAUAUGAGUCAAAUCCGCACAUCCAUAUGGAUUGUUUUCAGGCUUACCAUAGCUAAACCCAGAUGAAAAGAUAUGAGAAAUUUAUGGUAAAUUUUCCAUUUCAUAAUAAAUGUUAGUAAAUACAAGGAUACAGUGCAAAUAUUUUCAAAUAGCAACAGAUUUUUCCAGUGGAAAUAGUUUUUUUUUUUGGACAUUUUUUUGUGUGGCGGUGACAAUGUGCUCUGGUGUUUCAUUUUUUUCUUUUUUUAAAUGUGACCUUUAAUUGUGAUGCACGUAUGGAUAUAGUUCAGAAACAAAAUAUUUUUGUUACUCUUUGGAUUAUAUAUUUCUCUUUGUGUGACUUGGAAUGAGGGUUUUGUGAACAGUUGGCGAGUUUUUUUUAUUUAACAUUUUUAUUUUCCUUAAAUCACAAUCACAUUUAUGUAUUAAAAUUUAAACCAAAGUCUGUACUGUUUGCAAAGAGCAUGCAUUCCUCUUUAAUUCCAUACCAAACUUAACAUUUGUCUGAUAAAAAACAAAAAAGUUAUGAUGGUUUAGAGAUAACAUGGUAGUAUGUAAGAAAUAAGCAAAAUAGAUAAUUCUGUCAGAACGUGGAAAUUAAUUCCGGAGAGAAAGGGUUAAUAUACUAUAACUAUAAUUUUUUUAGCUUAUGGUUCAUGUUUUUUGUUGUUGCUGUUUUCUUACCUCCCUUUUCCUCCUUGUUUUUAUUUAUUUCUCAUUACUCUGACUAUGGAGAUGGAAAUUUAAUGGUUGUAUUUUUUAUAUUUUCAGAGUCACUCCAAAAUAUUUGUAACAAAUGUGGGCCAAUGUAUAUAUAAAAACUUGUGGACUGAAUAAAUGAUGCUUUUAAUUAUUCAAAUGCUGUUUGUGUAAUUACUUUUUGUAUGUUGCAAUUUGUUCAAACUCUGAUAAGCACUAUUGUGUUCUUACUCGCCCUUGCACAGAGCCCUCUGCUUUAAGGACUAUGCACUAUGAUGUAAAGUUUCAUAUUAAAAUAUUCUUAUCACAAAGAUUCCACUGGAACUAUAGUUAACUAAAUUUAACAGACUUAACCAGUCAGUAUAGUUAACAACAAAAUGGUAGCCCAUAGAUCAUGGGUUCUUAAUCUUUUACCCAUUGCCACAACCCCUCUCCUCAAAGUAUUGUAGGGUAACAAGUUUUUUGUGAUUUUGCUUCAUAAAUUUUAGGGUCUUCCUGCAUCCUGUGUUUUCCCUUGUUAGAGUUUUCAUUGAGCUUUCUUUUUGUGCAUCUAAAUAAUUAAUGUUUUAAAAUUGUAUUUAAUUAACGAUGAAAUUAUAUAAAUAUGAU
Lymnaea stagnalis (great pond snail) is the source of this 12160-nucleotide messenger RNA. The record is from the annotation of a GenBank genome assembly. Lineage: Eukaryota; Metazoa; Mollusca; Gastropoda; Lymnaeidae.